AUGGCAGUGGGACACGAGGCCAUGGACACCAGUCCACGUCAGGAUGGCGAGAAGGCAAAACACUCGUUUUUGGACACAAAAUUCGUAGUCCUUCUGCCUGAGAUGCCAGAGCUACGUUUGACACGAGAUGAGUUCACCAGCUACAUCCGGACCAUGUGCUCGAAGAGUCACGACGCGCUUGCUUCCGCGGCGCCGGCCGAUGACACUGAGGGUGGUGCCUCAACUCCCAAGUCAGUCAGUGAGUCUGGAGACGAUCCACUCCAGGCGCCUUUCAUGACCGCACUUCUCUCGGUCAAAGCUGCGGUGCCCACUGUGGAUGAGCGAGACGGGAAGAUGCUCACCGAGAAUGAGGAUGUCGCCUACAGAACUACGGAUCCGCUGGUCGACCUAUUCUACGAACUCGAGAGCGUGGUCUCCGGGUCUCGGCUUCGACAACUACUGGCUAAAGCAUGGCAACAUGACAGCGAGAUGACACUGAAGAUCAUAUGGAACGCCCGUUCGAUCCACCUCGGCAAGAGUAACCGCCAGACCUUCUACCGUGCGAUCGGAUGGCUGUACCAAUACCACCCUGUUACGAUGUUGCUCAACCUUCCAUGGCUCGUCCGUCCCGUCAUACAGAAGAAGGUUCCCAAGCCAGAAGACGGCAACAAGACCGGCCACGCUCCCUCUGACACCAACGUGGAGCACACUACCAAAGUAGCUUCUGCAGCUGAAGACGACGACAGCGACUUCGAGAUGGUUGACUACAACGCGCCAGUGGACAAGCCAGCGACCAAGAAAGCCAAGCUUAAUGAUAUACCCGAGCUGUCCGACUUCGAUGUCAGAUAUGGUGGUGCCCAUGGAUACUGGAAGGACUUACUGAAUAUCCUGGCUCUCGCUGCAAAGGAUGAGCUCCGUGGCGAUGGGGACCCGCGCAAGGUGCUAAAUGUGGACAACCGCCAGGAGAAGCCCGCGCAGCGCUUCAAGCCCGCCAACUCGAAGAAGGAAGUCGACAAGGCCCAAUACGCCAAGCUGAUGAACGAGAAGCUCAUCAAAAACUCCAGCUACACCGCACUUCAUAUGACCGUAGCUCGCCUCUUCGCCGAACAGCUCCAAUUGGACAUGCAACGGCUGGAGUCAGGUACCGAGCAAGAUCUGAAGGCGAUAAGCAUGGUAGGCAAGUGGGCACCUACACACAAAGAGUCCCACGACCGUGCUACUCGAGUGGUCAGCUCGAUUGCCGAGAUCAUGUUCCCCUUCCAGAAAGUUUGCCCAGACAUCGACCCAGCCGAUCGGACACUGUACCUCAAGUAUGCUCGCCAAGAGUAUCAUUUCCGAGUGCUUCCAAAACUCCGCAAACACCUACAGAUUGUUGAGCGACCCGUCACGGCCAACAAGUUCGAGGAGAUCCAGUAUGACCGUGUGCCGUCCCUUGCAAUGAAAGCCUACACCCCACUAUUCGCACGAAAGGACUUCGACCACUUCGACAAGUACAUAGAAAACGUGGCUCAAGGCAAAGCACAGAUCUCAGGCGCUACUUUGAUGCCAUCGACACUCAUCCACGAUGUCACUACCUACCCAACCAUUGGUGGCCGGAAGAGUACUGCAACGGACCAGCUUGUGGUACAGAAGCUCUACGACACUCGCCUCAAAGCCCUCGAAGGCCAAUGGAAGACACUCGUUCAGCGUAUCAAGGACUCGGGUACCCUGGAGUCAUCCAUCGCUGUGUGUGAUGUCUCGGGAUCGAUGUCAGGACCUCAAUUCCCAGACGGCACCACUCCGAUGGACUCUUCGGUUGCUCUCUCGUUGCUUCUGGCUGAGGUUACCAAGCCACCAUUCGGCGGUGCGUUUAUCACGUUCUCAGAGCAGCCUCAGAUCAUGCAUGCUGGCGGAGUCGACGACAAGCGGUCGCUCAAAGAGAAGGUGGACUACAUCCUGAGAGCAGACUGGGGUGGCAGCACAGACUUUGUCGCUGUGUUCGAGAAGCUGAUCCUACCAAUGGCUAUCCAGAACAAGUUGGCGAAGGAAGACAUGGUCAAGCAAGUCUUCGUCUUCAGUGACAUGCAGUUCAACUCUGCCAACUGCGGCACUCAACGCUGGAGCACUUCCUACGAGCGCAUCAAGGAGGCCUACAAUGAAGCUGGCUACGACAUGCCACACCUCAUCUUCUGGAACCUGGCUGGUGGACGUGCGGGCAUGACUGGCUACGGCGACGAGACUGCUCCGAAGCCAGUCGACGCAGCUGAGGAGGGCACUUCUCUUGUUAGCGGCUACAGCCAAGCUCAGCUCAAGACGUUCUUGGACGGGGGUGGAUUCGAGGAUCCGGAGAAGGAAGAUGUCAUUGAGCAAGUGGAAGGCGAGGAUGGCGAGGAAGUCGUGGUCCAGGUCAAGAAGCAGAAACAGGAUCCGCUGGACACGGUGAAGAAAGCUGUUAGCCAUGAGGCGUAUCGCAUGUUGAAGGUGAUGGACUGA
This is a messenger RNA of Fulvia fulva, 2451 nucleotides long. RefSeq lists its product as uncharacterized. Lineage: Eukaryota; Fungi; Ascomycota; Dothideomycetes; Mycosphaerellales; Mycosphaerellaceae. The coding region runs from base 1 to 2451 and encodes 816 amino acids. The transcript is spliced from 2 exons. The record is from RefSeq and is a predicted model, not a curated record.